Molecule: messenger RNA, 7725 nt
Organism: Diabrotica virgifera virgifera (western corn rootworm)
Lineage: Eukaryota; Metazoa; Arthropoda; Insecta; Coleoptera; Chrysomelidae
Gene: KrT95D
Product: phosphofurin acidic cluster sorting protein 1
Exons: 5
Coding region: 251-1213 (320 amino acids)
Biological process (GO): protein localization to plasma membrane
Source: RefSeq, a predicted model, not a curated record
UGAUUUCUAAUGGCAAUGUCCUUCAUUAAAGUGCGUUUGUGUAGUGUUUGUAUGUAUUAGAAUUGUUUUUAUUAUCCUACGAUUUUAAUGAAUAAUCUAUGAUAUAAUGCCGGUUCACUUAUAUAAAUCCUUGGUUAUUCCAUUUUGUUACCAAGCUUUUAAGACAAAAGUAAAAUGUUUGUUUAUGGUCAUAGUAGUGGGCCUGUUUAAAGAUUUUCAUCUUGAUAAUUUUUAAUCCUAUUUGAAGAAAAUGAGUGAUAAAAUGUCCAAAGCUACUGGGACCUCUGUUCCUAAUAAAAUGAGACUUUAUGCUACAUGGGUUGACAGAACUCCUGCAAAUUGUAUUCCCAGGCUUUGUUCCCUCACUUUAACAAGAAUAAUAAUUUUAAAACCACUCGGAUCUGAUUUGGCUGCUGUUUCAAUUGCUGUAAAGAUGCAGUCAACAAAAAGAAUACUUCGAUCCAAUGAAUUAGUAUUAACUCAAAGUGGAGUUCUAGAUGCACCACUAGAUGUGACAUUUUGUCUUCAAUAUCCUCAUUUUUUGAAAAGAGAGGGCAAUAAAUUACAUAUCUUGUUACAACGACGAAAGAGGUAUAAAAAUAGAACAAUGUUGGGGUUUAAGACUCUGGCAGAAGGUAUUAUUAGAAUGGAUCAAGUCCUUCAAAAGCAAAUGGACUUCGAACUUGAACUUUUACCAGAAAACAAUAAUAAGGAUAAGAACGUUUCACCUGUCGCUAGACUUUCAGUAUUACAGCUUAGCUCUACUCCAGUUGAUCAUGAACAUAAGAUUCGUGAACACGAUUUCAGCGAAGAUGAGGAUGAGAUAAGUUCAGGCGAAGAAGAAGGAGUCGACCUUUCCGAUAGUGAACCUAUUAGAAAGCUUCCACAUACUCGGCAUAACCUGAAACAAAGAUUUGUAUCGUUGCUCAGAAGAUUCAGGGUACCUGAUAAUGAAGGGGGAAGAGUACGAGAUUGCUUAGACAAUCCAAGUGAUAUUCAAGCUUUAUUUCAAGAGUUGGAAUCGCUUAGUUGUGACGACGAUUCUGGAGAACCUGAUACUAUAUCUAUAACGAGUACUCCCAAACCGAGUUUACGUCCAUUUUUUAGUAGUAGUCGAAGUCUUCUGGAUAAUAAUUCUUUGCAUCUUGCGGAAUCUGAAAAGGCUGAAGACAAUUCUUUCUCAGCUCUUACAAGAAAACAGAUAUUCGGGUAAUUCAAGAAAUAAAACCUUAGUGAUACCUCCAGGAUAAUACAAAAGGAGUACCAAACAAAAUUAGCCCUCCAAUUUUUCCACAGAAUUUUUUAAAGUUACGAGAAAAUAUAACGCUUCCAUUCACCCCCGUAUAAUGCCAUAUACCAAUACAUAUACCUACAAACUGAUGCAAGAAUCUUGAAAAUCGGAGUACAAAAAUAAGAAAGUUAUAGAUUGUCAAACUUAUUCAAAAAUUUUGGUUCGCGGAAUUUUGUGCCGGUGAGUGUAACUCUAUAAUUCUUUAGGUCACAUUUUCCCCCUUUUUUGUGUAAGAGUGUUACUAGAGUCUCAUUCCAGUCUUUAGGGAUUUUGCUAUUGUGGAGACAUCUUUUAAAUAGCUCUGUUAGUUUAGGAAUUGUUACUGUCCUGCUUAUUUUCCAGAGCAAUACCGUCCUGCCCUGGAGAAUUAUUAUUCUUUAGCUCGUUGAAAGCUCUUUCUAUUUCGAAUUCAUCUAUAUUUGGUAAUGCCUUUGAUCCCACGUUAUUUAUUUUUCUUUUUCUCUCUCUUUUUUUUCUUUUUCUUCUCGAUCUCAGAUUUUAAACGUACAUUAUAUUAGUCGCCACUUUCAUGAGUCUGUAAAUUAAACCUACUGCCAGGUGUCAGUUUUUGUUUCACGGCAAUUUUCCAUGCCACCCUCUGGAAAUCGGUGGCCCCAAUAUCAAGAGAGCAUACCUCAUAUGAGGAAAACUCUGUACACUCUGUAUAAAUUUUCCUUUUGAUAAUGGUUAGUGGUUUUCCACUUUCCAGACUUUUGGUACACUCUGUAUAAAUUCAAAUAAUAUCGUAAGAAGACUAUGAAAUCUCUUCACAUAAUCAAGCUAUAAUAGUAAUUAUUUUCUUUGGCUUAAAACGGCUUCAUGAACCAUUUUAAUACCUAUAAUGAAUGACAUGUAGUAAAAUUCGUGUAUUAUCAUUUGAUCCAAUUUUUUAUAGAGAACAUGCAGUACAACAUAACAUUUUUAGCUCGGGGAAAUAAGAUUUUUCUCAGGACUGUGACAAAUCCAAAUAUAGGAUUUUUUAGUUAUUAUAGGCUUCUAUAAAGAAAACAUAUACAGUAGGUAGAGCGUCGAUAAUCCAAACCCUGCUAAUCCGAACGCAAAAAAAAUUAUAAAAAUAUGAUCGCGGACCGAAUUUUUGGAUUUAAUAUGACAAUAUGGGCAAAAUACGACCGCGGAUUUUUGCAGGUGUUUUAUUCCUUGUAACUAAAACGUAUGUACAUAUAUGUACUAUGUUUAUGAGCUUUGUAUGUAUUUUGAACAUAUGUUCGAUAAUCCGAACAAUUUGAUAAACCGAACUACCCCUGUACCAAUCAGUUCGAAUUAUCGACGCUCCACUGUACGUUUUAUACAGAGAUUUCGGCGUCUUUUGUAAAUUAUUAACAAUUUAGUGCAAAAAAUGCCAUUUUUUCGAUUUUUUUUUUCCAUUAAAAAGCUUAAGAGUAAACAGUAGCGAUCAAAAGGUAGCAACAAAAUAUAACUUCGGGAGAUAGUAUCAUAAUUUAUAUAAUUUAUAAUAAAUAGAUAUUUAUAAAAAUAAACCAAAAUGGGUGAAAAUUUUAUGUUAAGAUAGGUAUUUAGAAAGGUAUUUGCAUGAAAUAUCUAAUAAUAAAACAAUAAUAAAUAAUCAUUUUUUGUUGUGAAGCGAAACAAAUUUCGAUUUUCGCAUAAUUUUGACACGGUUUUUAAUGGACUUUUUCUUGGAAGGUUUUACUUUAUUUUUCGUUUGAUUUACUUUUUCCAUUUUGUUAAACUAUUGAUAAUAUUUUUAGAAUAAAAAUUCCUCCUAAAACUUUAUAUACUCUCAUUAGAAUUCGAAAUAUUUUUACGUAAAAUAUACUUACUUACCUACAUAUAACUAAAACUCACAAUUAACAACAAUAUAUUCUUUCAAAGAGGCCAACAAAGAGAUACAACAACAACAAAUAUAUAAUAAAUUAACUAUCAAUAAACACUACUUUCCUAUGAAACAACAAUAACGAAUUCUUAAAUUAACACACUACUGCACUGAACAGAUAUCGAUAAAGAUGACAGAACAGAUUAGAAAAAAUCUGACGCAGGUUUGUCAAAAUGACAGUGAUAAUUUCUCUAUGUUGCCUAAUUAGUUAUUUAGUUAUAAUAAUAAUAUUAUUAUAAUAUGUUCUAUUUCUUGUUAGAAAUAAAAAAUUUUAGUAGUUCCAAGAUUACACAAAAUCGAGGUAUGGGAUAAAAAGAAUGUGACCUUGUACGCACGUAAGAAUUUAUACUUCUAUUAUAUGAUUUCAGCGAAUUCAAUAAUUUUUAACGUUUAUUUUUAUUUUAUUAAAUAUUAAACUGAGUUUAAUAUACUUACCAUUUUCCAAAAAUCCAAAAAUUAAAAAAAGACAGCAAUUGUCCGCAUUUGAACCCGGGACCUCUCGAUUCGUAGUCGAAUGCUGUACCAACGAGGCUACGAAGGCAUUGUUUUGACGGUUUCUCGGACAUUAUGACAAACCACGGUAACAAAUUAACGAAAAUUGAAGUAUUAAAUAAAAAUGUUUUAAUAAUACGUAUUACCUUAAUCCCAAGGAAAAAAAAUCAAAAGACACAAAAAUUAUAAUAAAUAUAUUUACUAAAAACACUAAUAUAUUUUUUCCACACCUUUUUUGGACUGAUGCAUAUAACUUAAAAGAUUUAGCAAGGAACAACAUACUGUCUCUGUGCGCAUGCGCGCAGAAUAAUAAAAAUUCACUCCCUAUCGCGCCUAAAGAAGUAUAACUUCAAAAAGUUUAUUUGAAGAAAGUUUUUUUUUCCUCUUAAUAUCUCGACAAAAUAUUCAAAAUUAGAGCCGCAAUCUUGGAACGCGUUUGUUGCUACCUAUUGAUCGCUACUGUAGCCUCUUAAUAAUUGACGUAAAAUUACAAAAUUUUAGGUAUCUUUGAAAAUAUAAAAAAAAUUUAAAAUGACGAUUGUAAAAGUUGUAAAAUUCAAUUGUUAUUUCGAAAACUGUAAAAUAAAACAAAUUUUGGUGUUUUGAUUAACUUGUGUUGACCUUUAUAUGUUUGAGAGUGUUCCAAAUGCUUUCUGGGCUUUUCUAAGUCGAUGUUUAAUAUUUGCCUCGAUGCCACCAUGUACGCCAACUAUACUUCCCAGGUAGCAAAAUUCUUGUACCUGUUUUACUUCUUCUUAAUAGAUAUAUAAUUUUUCCUGUCGGAAUUGACCUAUUCUCAUUUCAACCGUCUUAUUGACAUUUAUAAUAAUUUUCUGCCGCCUCUAUCUGCAGUUUACGUAGCAUGUUCUUCAUAUCAUCUAUUGUAUAUGAUACCAGGCAUAUAUCGUCUGCAUAUUCCAUAUCGGCCAGUUUCUUACCAUCUAAGUAGUUCCUAAGGGUUCUAAGGGUUUCCGUUUUCCCUGUCUAUGGUUUUAUGGAAAAUGUAGUUGAGACAUACCGGGUGGUGAAUCGUAAAACGGGCCAUAGGAAUCUCAAUGUAAAAUUCUAAACUGUUGAAUUCCUGCUUCCCUAAUUAUUUUACAUCAAAAGUCAUGAGAGAAUAUUUGUAGACAUAAUGAGAGAAUUUGUAGUCAUAUUGAAAUCUGUAUUAAAAUCAAAAGUUAAAAUUGUUCUACGAUUUAAAUGCAUUCCAAAAUUUUGAAAAAUAUGAUACAUUUGCCACAAUAGGUAUGCGUGUAAAAGUAAAGCCACACGUUACUAUUUAACUGACAGUGCUCACACCAUUGACUGAAUAAAAAAUCUUUAUUAUUAAUACUUUCUCUGCAACUGAGGGUAUCUUAUCAACUGUAUUGUUUUUAAACAAUAAAUGAUAAAAUAAAAAUAUUGACAGUUCAAAAAUGUGAAAAUAAUAACUUCAUUGUGACACAUUAUUGCACUUUGUGUGGCCUAAUUUUGGGCUGAAAAACUGAAAAAUGUAUUACAUUUUUACAAAAUUUUGGAAUAUGUUCAAUUCGUAGAACAAUUUUAACAGUUGUUUUCAAUACAGAUUUUGAUCCUCUACAAAUAGUUUCUAAUGUCUUUUGAUGUAAAAUAAUUAGAGAAGCAGGAAUUCAACAGUUUAGAAUUUUACAUUGAGUUUCCUAUGGCUCGUUUUCCAAUUCACCACCCGGUAUAUUGAAUAGUAAUGGUGAGAGUAUACAGCCUUGCUUUACCACCCUUGUCUAUUUCUAUUUUGUCCGUCAUUUGACCCUUAUGUAAUACCUGGAAUGUUGUUCGGUUAUACAUCACUUGUAUUAUUCUAAUUAUCUUAGGUGGAAUUUUAGCUUGGCUUAAAAUGUUCCAAAGAGCUUUGUGUUUUAUGCUACCAAAAGCUUUGGCAAAAUCUACAAACGUCAUUAUCAGUGCUGCAUUAUUUUCUUUAAUUUCUUCUAUGAUGAUGCGUGUUGUAGCAAUCUGGUCAAUACAGGAUUGUUCCCGCUUGUUAUUUUAUUUAUGUAACAUAUUAGCGUUAUACCUCUCCAGUUUUCGCACAGCUGCGCGUCACCUUUUUUUGGGAGAUUUAUUAUGAUUCCAUUAUUCCAGUCUGUAGGUACAUGUUCUUCAUUCCAUAUCUCUGUCAGCAAUGGUACCAGUAACUCCACUGUUCCCUCAAUGUCAGAUUUCCACAAUUCGGAUGGGAUAUUGUCAAUUCCCGCUGCUUUGUUAUUCCUCAUGUGGCGGAUUGCUUCACGUAUUUCUUUCUUCGUUGGGCUCUCUGCAUUUAUUUUUAAAGUUUUCAAUUGGUCCUGCUGCAUGGUUUUCUUGCGCAAACAGUUCGUUUUCUUGCUCUGCUUGAGUUCGUUGUAAUACUCUUGCCAUCUAUGGGUCUGUUCUUCUGUUGUUGUUAGAAGUUGUCCUCUUUUGUCUUUUAGUGGUUUGUUAUUGUUUCUGUUCCUGUUUGCCAAACGCUUGGUGUUUCUAUACAGUGAGCACGUAAAGGUUGGAAUAAAUUCAUUUUCUCGAGAAUGGACAAAUUUGAAAAAAAAAUCCAAAAACAGGUCCAUUUUUAUUUUUAAAUUACGACUCUUUGGCAUAUAUGCCAUACUAGUGACGUCACCCAUCUGGGCGUGAUGACUUCAUCGAUGAUUUUUUUUAAAGAAUAGGGGUCGCGUUAUAGCUCAUUUGAAAGGUAAUUCAAUUUUCUAUUCAAUAAUAUAAACAUUGACAUAAUUAUUUGUACAGGGUGUCCAAAAAAUUUUUUUGAAUUAAAUUUAUUGACAAAAGAAAGAAUGUAUGUAAUUUAUUUAAUUCAAAAUACAUUUUACUGCUCUCAGAAAACGAAAAAAAUGUUUAUUUGAAAAAUAAUCAUUGCUUUUCGCUUAAAUUAAAGAGUUCAAACUGUCAAGAGGCAGGUGGAUGGCUGCUUUAAUAUUGAAUUUAAGCAAAAAACAAUAUUUAUUUAUCAAAUAAACAUUUUUUUCUGUUUUCUUAUAGCACUAAAAUGUAUUUUGAAUUAAAUAAAUUACACACAUCCCUCUUUUUAUGUCAAUAAAUUGAAUUCAAAAAAUUUUUUUUUGGACAGCCUGUAUAAAUAAUUAUGUUAAUGUUUAUAUUACUGAAUAUAGAAUUGAAUUGCCUUUCAAAUGAGCUACUACACGACCCCUGUUCUCGUUUAAAAAAAUAAUCGAUGACGUCAUCACGCCCAGAUGGGUGACGUCACUAGUAUGAUAUAUAUGCCAAAAAGUCGUAAAUUAAAAAUAAAAAUUGAUCUGUUUCGGGAUUUAUUUCCAAAAUUUUCCAUUCAUGAAAAAAUGAAUUUAUUCCAACCUUUACGUGCUCACUGUAUAAUUCUCUUUGGUUAUUUGUUGCUGCUGCUUCUUCUGCUGCUCGCGCAAUUCUCUCUGUCCAUUUUCUCUUGUCUCCUCUAGCACUCUUUUUUACCUGUUUAUUUGCAGCUUCAUAUUCUUGGGCUAUUUUAAUUUUGUCGUCACUUCUUUGUGCUCUAUUUAAUGUGGCUUUGAGAUCCUUCCUUUUUCUAAUAAGUUGCCACGUAUUUUCACUUAUCCACUCUUUCCGUUCUUCUUUUUGAUAUUCUAAGAUAACCUGCGCAUUUUGAUGUACGGUAAGUUUAAUCGUUUCCCAUUUCUUUUCUACACUUACCUGCAUGUUGUUUAUGGUUUCAGCAUUUUAACCUAUACAUACUAACUAAAAAAAAUAAGAUAUCUGGAUUUGUCAUAAUCCCGAAGAUGUCUUUUUUUUGCUUAUUUCCCUGGUGUAAUAUGGUAUUAAAUACAAGAGCAACGUUGUCAAGGGCUUAUCUUUUGUAUUUCAAGCAAUUUAAGACUGUUCUUCCCUUCCUUAAUAUUAAUAAUAAUAAUAAUAAUACUCAUUUUACGCCGAUAUUAUCUCCAAGAAGUUGUGGUUAGGAUGAUAUCGCUAGUGAUUUACCUAAUAAAAUUAUAUCUGCACUAGGAAUAUUUGUAUCAUGUUUAAGAAUGUUCCUUUAUGGUCCAUAUUACAUUUUUGUAUACAUAUUUGUAUGUUUAUAAAGAUUAAGGUAGCUAAUAAUAAAUAUAUUGUAACAAUU